Porites evermanni is the source of this 10158-nucleotide messenger RNA. Lineage: Eukaryota; Metazoa; Cnidaria; Anthozoa; Scleractinia; Poritidae. The record is from the annotation of a GenBank genome assembly.
AAUGAAGAACCCUUUACUUUUCAUCUACAGUACAAACAUUCUGGUACGUUUGCUAACCGUAAAUAUGAAGAACUGUCUUGCCCCAAAAAAUCAGAAAAUGCGCGACCCCAUUCUAGUAACUCUCUUGAAAAUGCGACCCCAUUAUAGUCAAUCAACUCGAGAAAGUGCGACCCCAUCCAGCAGGACAUCCCCAUUAGCCUCUUAUAAGGAAGUAACAGCCCCCGCCUCCCCCCCGCCCCCCAGGCUGCCAUGCACAACUAGAAGGACGAGUGAGUAAUUUUUAGACCACACCAUCUUCAUAGAUUAUCUUUCGACACUACGCAAUUUAUAACGACCUCACUGACCUCACUAUUUGCUGGAAUAUCUGACUGAUCACUUAGUUGAGCCUCUAGAUCGCUCGCCAUUGUUUCGCGACUGGCACGAAAGUGGCGGUAAGAUUGGUAAGGAGGUUAACCAAGCUGACUAUGUUCACGUAUCAUUGGAUAAAAAACUUAAUGUCGUUACUCAUAUGAAGUAUUAACUGAAAUUACAAGCCAUACGAUUUGUCUGGACAGUUUGCGCAAUAUACGAACCCCGACUGUGCAACUAUAGGAAGACAAGCAGGUCACGCAGGCUACCUAGGGAGACCUUUUAGGAUUUGUAUCCUCUAGUCAUGAAAAAGAAGCAGAUCACCGCGACACAACGAUUUUUUCACCGACUACCGCGACAUAAAAUUUAAACUCACCGCGCACCGCUUGGACUCUGAAAACCCCAAUACAGUACUUUGAAAUAAAAAUUACCGCAACACCGCACCAAAAAUAACCCAAUACCGCAAACCCUUACGCCCCCCUCCGUUUCAUUUCUUCUGUUCGAGCGUCGAAAGGAGGACUGAUGGUUUCUGUAACGUUCCUUAAAGUUUGUUACCAGUCCGACGUAAGUUUCAGUUGUCGUCGCUGUGGUUACAGUGGCUUAGAAGAUAUACAUUUGAUUGGAGGCAUUUUCCUUCGAGUGGACAAUCUGGUUUCUCUCUGAAAUUGCAGGUGUCAGUUUGUUGCGGGUUAGGGUUGUUGCAGAAUCCUGAAUUCUAGACUUCUACACACUCUACAAUCUUAAAACUGUGAUCAAUCGCCCCUUAAAACUGUGAUAAAGACAUAAUUCAAUAAAUACAUUAAUUGUCUUCAUCAUCAUCACUUGUCUUAUCAUAGCUAUUGUCACUUUCAUCAUUGUCAUCAAUAUAUUCAUCACCACCAUCUUCGAGAAAGCUCGUCAUCACAGACCAGUGGCUUGCUUUAAGCACUAACUUCACGACACUUGCUCCCUGACUACCACUUGUUCCUUUCUUUAACUUUGAUGGGAAUAACUUUUAUUUUGCCUCAAUUUUUGAAGUCCAAAUUUUAAAUGAAGUUGCACUUAGACAGGUGGUGAGAAAACGGGUUAGUUUUUAAGAUCGCAAGAAUGAAAAUACACCAAAAUUUCCUAGUAUCGAAAUGUGAUAUUAAGCAGCAUUCUGACGCUACUUAAGAAUAAUUUGGGUCAUUUAUAACGUUGUUUUAAAUAAUCAAUCACGGCUAUUAAAAGUUUAAGGUUUGAACUAUAUUUUCGUUUUAGUCAAAUUUAAACACACAGAAUUUUUUACUUGUUACGGAGGUUAUUUGCUAAACACCAAACUUUAAGUUCUUAGUGUUGGAUUUUUUUUAGCAGCUGCUCUAGAUCGCGCAAAAUUAGGCGUUUAUCAACUUCAAAGUUCUUUCGUUUAUUGUUGUCAUAGUAAUAUCGAUUCUACUAAAACCUACAUUUUGACAAAUUUCAAUCUAUAGUCAAUCAUUGGUGAAAAUUUUGUAGCGAUCAGACAAGGAUAAAAUCACUUUUAAAGCGAUUGAAAAAAUAUCGCUAUGGCCUCCGAAAAACUAUUAUAUCGAAACACCUUGAAUCUCUAAUAUUUUAAUUUGCUAAUUUCAAAACAGUUCGUAGGGUUUUGAAAAGCCUACGCUUUGUUACUGUUUUUUUGUCUGCUUUUCCUUAAAAAGCAGGGUCUGGUAGGUAGAGCUCUGAUAACGCCAUAAAAAGCGAAGAGUCGCUCCUUCAAUUUCUCAAGUUUUUCUCUUGAUUGCUUACUAGAUCUUAUUACAAAAAUGCCAAGUCUCUAUGCAGAAAUUGAAAUGCUGCAAAGUGAACCCCUCACUUGUAGGUUUUGAAAGGGAAGCAUCUUCUUUAUUAUAUUUCAUACCGAUCGACCGACCCUUCUCCUUCUUGCGUUGCGCCUUGUAUUAUUGUAUUCUUGGUGUUUUGAGGCCGUAAGUUAAACCACGCUUGGUCAUUCAUUUUUCUCGCUCCAAACAGACAACACGUCCUCAUAAGGCAGAUGUGUUACCUCCUGUUUUUAGCCACGGCAUGGAAUCCAGAAUCUAAAACUAUCUUGGAUUCCCUCACAUGUGGCAAAAUGAAUACAAAUCGGCUAUCAAUUUAUACAGUUUUCGUUUUCGUAUAAAUCACGGAAUUAAUUAGAGUUACUGAAUAAAAACAAUUUCAGACCAUUUCGGUUAACGCCUUUAAUUCUUUCGAUUAACUAGAAAUCCAUAAUGAGUUUUAAGUAUGAUGCAUGUACGGUGUUUUAUCUGAGCAACGAAGCCAUUUUAAUAAUAAAUAAUCACGUGCACAAGUGCCCAAAAGUACCUUGCUGUGAUUGUUACAACUGCAUUGUGGUCUGGUCGUGUCAACUUCGACUUUCGUUUCUCCAUUGAUCAUUGACCCGCCACGAUCAAUAGUCGAUUAAAAUGGUUUUGUUACUCCGCCUUUUCAUUCAAACGUUAAUAUUACUUUCAGCCUUUAUCAAAAGUAAGUAAAUUCUCGUUUGUUCAUUGAAGGACGUGUCUUUCAAAAGAAUGUUGUUUACACUGUCGUUCUUUCUAAUUUCAGCUUGUGUAGCGGCCAACGACAUUGCUGUAAAUUUUACUAAAGUACCGAAAAACACUGAGUUUUUCGUUGGUACUGAGGCAAUCCUUCAAUGGGAGUAUUCCAGUGGCUUGCCUGCCGACCCUGUGAGAAAGAUAAAGUUUGGAAUACAGGAAAAUAAAAAUACGGAUGUCGCAAUUUUCGUCAAAGAUGUCUCACAAGGGAAUGUAAAGACUAACACUAAAACUCGAUUAGAUGUGAUAGCUCCGCUGAAUGGCCGCGUGCAUGUUAUUGAAAAUAAAACGGCAACUCUUAGAAUAGCAAACUUAACGCUCAACGACUCCAAAAGGUAUUUCUGUACUCUGGACGUAGACAGCGAUGCGCCAUGGACACGGACAAAAACUCACUAUGUGGACGUAAGAGUGGUGGGUAAGUGGGAUCCUGUAUUAAUAUCUUUAAAAUACAUCCCUCUGACUUAACUUUUUUUUUGAAAAACGAAUAUCGUGCUGGCCGUCGCGUCAGGUAUUUUUUAAAAUACUUUCUUAUGAUUUGAGAAACGCAUUUUAAAACAUAAAAUCGUACGUUUUUUUUAUUGUUUGCUUUUUUCAUUGUAGUUUGAGUUCUGGUUCCGAUAUUUGAUAUUUUGCUUUCGUAGUUUUUACAUAAAAUUGUAAGAUUCAUCACUUUCACUGGCUGGAUCAGGUCUGACCAAUACACGCUGACACAUUUCGUAUUUUUUCAAUACUUUGAGGUUCAUUUAAAAGGGAGUAACUGUGUGUUUUUCAGUUUUGCUUUAAUGAAAGUAUGUGACAGCUAUGAGUUCUUUUCUUCUUUUAUUUGCAAACAAAAUCUCACCUGCACGACCGGCUUUUUUUGGUCAAGUAAUAACGAAGAAAAGACCAAAAUGCAAAUUUUAAAAACUCCCUCACAUUUUGAAAGGACCAUCUUCAUGUUCUCUCCUCUUAUUUUAAUCACCUAAAGGAGUUUUAUUCAACACUGUUGCAUUAAUAUUGAGAAUUCUCUGUCAGAAGUCACUUAAAUAUUCACGUCACGCGGUUUCAUUUGCCACAAUGAAUAUAACUUACCGCAUUGGACAUUUCCAACAUCUUUUCUAGCGGCCGCUGGAAAGGUCAAAGCAUAUCAUUUUAAAUAUUAAAGUGUGUAUGUUUCACAGAGUUUUACACUGAUGCGUAAUCUUAUUUUGAUGCUUGACAAACAAAGUGUAUUCAGUCGAGAUUCGGAUUCAUUUUGUGCGGGAAACUUGGUCAGUUUACAGGAAAUCUUUUUAAAUUGCUGAAUUUCGAAGUUCAAAUACAGUACUAUAAUGUUUAUGCUAUUAUUUGACCGAUUCACCGGAACACUGAAAAGAUCGUACAGCACGCUGAGUUCAGGCAGGGGAUGGAAACGUGACGAUAUUUUUAUUCAGUUGUUGUUUUCCCUAUAGAAGAUUUUUUUUACUUUCGACUUGAACUUGGAGAGAAAUAAUGCUACAAACUAAAACUAUAAUGUCCGUUCUUUCACGACACAGAGAGAAAGAUUGUAAUCGUCAAAACUGGAAACAUAUGGUGGUGCGGUUUAAAUUGAUUAAUGGCCGGUUUUGUCGAUAUGGCUUAUGAUAAUGAAUUGAUUCCGCAAUGUAUUCAUACUUUCAUUUUUAAAAAUAAAUAGCAACAAAAGCCGGGUGAAGCAGGAUUUAGUCUCAUUUUUUUUCACUAUUACAUUUUGGCGUUUCCGGGUCAAUAUUUCCAUCAAUUACUGUUGAUUGUCAGGAGGCCAUCAGACGAAAACCGGGAGAUUGACAAAACUUCCAUUUCCAAAAAAACCAUUUUGCAGAACCUUGCUUUGCAGCAGGUGUUUUAAACCAAUUGACAUUAAUUUAAAUAGACUAUUUCUUUCUCAAGCUCACUACAGCGUAUUAUUGUACUGCAUUGUGAGUUCAUGGAGUCUGAUUGACAGGCCUUUUAAAGCAUGCGCACCUACAUUUUCCUUGGCCUUGCAGUAAAGGAUAAUUCAUUCACUGCAAUACGCAAUACAUCGUGACUUCAGCUGUAGAAUUUUAAGAACUGUAGAUCUUUUUUCAAAUAGCAAGUUGACUUAAAUACAGGGUGUCCAAAAAGUUCGUUCCUCUAAUUUCAUGCACUACAUUUGGUCAAAAUUUUUUUUUCACUUGAAAUUUCUAGAAGAUGUUUAUUUCACUAUCUGGGACAUGUAUUCAGAAUUUCAGUUACUGGCAUGCCCUUUUUGUUUUUUUUAUCACAUUCUGUAGCCGUUGCGGCAUGAAGUAGGAUGUGUUGCCCCACAGAUGAUCCAUUUUGAGCUUUUUUAGCACCUGGUGCGCAGGAGCUAGUUCAAUAAUAUUUAUAUUGGGCAUUCAUCCAAAAAAGAUAAUCAUCCGUCCCACAGCAAGGCUUUUGUACUUCUUUACAAGAAGCGAGCGAGCUGGGGUUACUUGGUAGACUAAGCAGAGUUUUUCUUGGCCAUCUCAGGGGCCUCUAAUUUUUUAAACAUUUUAAACAGCUUUUCAUGACGUUUCUGGACUUAGCUUGCUAACUAUGUGAGAGUUUUCUCUUGGAUACGUCUCCUUUUUUGUAUCUAUCCUUCUUUAAAACUAUUUUACCUGCUUUAUUCAGGACUUUUGUCUUUCCCCUCGUUUCUUGCCUUCAAAACCUUCAUUUCCCCAUGAUCAUUUUACCACCAACAUUUGCAUUUUUCCAGUUUUUUAGCAGUUUCUAUAACAGAUAAGCCAGUAAAUCGAACUCACCCAGCUGCCAAUAAAGUAAAGUUAGCGACUUUUCCCUCUAAUCCUAUUCAUAAAUUCAACAGCCUGUUUUAGUUUAUGUGCUUUUUUUUUCAAAUUUUAGAUCUAAUGAUUGAUGAUCAAAAGUCGACUCGAGUGGUUGAGUCAUGGGAAGGGCAUAAAAUCACUCUUCAGUGCGUUGUGAAGAAGGUACUUCAUGAUGCCCCUGUGAGAUUUUACUGGUUGCAACAAAACCGAACGAUGCCAGGUCCUCAAACUAGCUGGAAAACCCUAGGUCAGGUAUCCCUAGUCACCGUGAACGACCAAGAUUUUGAACCUGUGACGUGCGUGGCGGAAACCGAAGCUACAACACAGCGAAUGGAAAUAAAUAUAAAACGACUGUGUAAGUGCCGUUUCUCUGCGUUCCUGUUUCUAUAAACGAGUUGUCAUGUUACUUCAGGGACGAUUUUGGGAAAAAUUUUGUUUCCUAAAAGAGGUUGUUCAUUUGCAAAGGUUUUGGACUUGCUCAGAGUACUCCCGAGUUCAACUCCUCGACCACUCUUGUAAAGAGCUUGGUUUGCCUCCAGCCAACUGUAAUUCUAAAUCCUAUUAUGUUUUAUUAAAUAAUUUGUUUUAGUCAUUUGCUACUCAGCCAUGUGGCAGCAGCUUCCCCCAGGUUAGAGACUCAAAACUUUUCCCAAACACGAGCACUUCCAAAAAUAUUGAAGCCUAGCUAGAACAGGCAAAUUAACUCUUAAGCUGCGAAACGUUUCUCAUGCAAUUAGCGGACGGUAUUUCCUUGCCCUGAAGAUGACCUAGUGUCGAAAACAUUUGAAUUUUCUUAUUCUUGUAAAUAUACUUGGAGUUUUGAAAACCGGGUUAGCAAAAAAAUCAACUCAUUCUACUACUUGGAAAUUUAAAACAUUUCUUUCAUUGAAAGAACGUCUAAUAGCCUUUAUUUGACGCCAGGUAGUAAGUUAGUGGUCCCUAGUAGCAUUUAACUGAAUCUAAAUAACUUGAAGUGACGCAAAUCUUAGAACAUUUCCGUAAUCUGACUCCCUUGGAGUUUCAAACCGGUUUCAUUUCAGUCAAGAAAUUUUUAAGUUGAGUGAAAUACAGUCAAAAAGUGCCUGGUUAAAGCUUAUGUAACAACUUAAAAGCUACUUAAAUACUACUAUUUUCUCCGGCCAAUAAAUGACAGGAUGUUGCAUGGAAUAGACAACAAACAUUGAAAAUGCCUAGUACACAAUUUAUCGAUCACCUUCUGAUCUUAGUUCUGCCUGUCAACACCAUCCGGAAAUCACACAAUCAUACACUUCCGUGGCGAUGAUAAGACUAUCCACAACUUCACAUAAUCUUUUCAUGUUUAACACAGGCCAAAUAUCAUAAAAUAGUUCGGAAAACGUAGGUUUUUUGCAGAAAAACACCACUACAAACUUAUCUUACAAUCGUCUUAUUCAAGUUCCCGGAUGUACGGUCACACGGUUGAAUACGGUACGAUAUUGGACGAUGCAGACUCUGCGAAUCAUGUUAACUUUGUCCCAUCUCAGAGCUUUAGAUGAUGCUCUCCGGGAAACUUUUCUCCAGGUGACUCGAACAACGAAAUAUAAACCGCUAAGCGGCACCGAAACCAGCUUUAGGUGCGCACUGAUUUCCAAUAAGUGUCACUUGUGUUAGAGAGAGAAUUGUGGGCAGGGACGAAAAAAGAUCAAAGAGGGAGGGAGGAAGAUUAGAUAGAAAUUCCCGAAAUUCUGUCUUAAGUCAGUUCUGCAAAAAUCCCUAACCACGAAACAACUAAGAAAAGUUACGACGUAAAGAAACAACACAGUAAACAAGCUAAGACUGGUGAAGUUCAGAUAAAUUACAAAAUGUUUCAUAAAUCCAGGUAGAAAUAACGCAACGACAACAUGUAUAAUUUAUAAGUGCAGAACACACUUGAAAAUUACAUUUAAUUUGUAAAAGUUUUAUUACACGAAUAUUACAUUGACGACAGGUCCUGAAAAAUCAAAUUCCAGUUCAAAAUGUAUUACUUUUCGUUUAGCAAAAUGAACAUGAAUAUCGUGUUGUUAUUGUUAUUGUGUAAGUACUGGGUACCGUGGGCAAGAUUCCUUUAAAAGUCGGUAUUAAUCAACGCGUGUACGACCUACAUGAAGAGGCACUCGGAGAGUUGAAACAGUAAGGACAGAUGGGCAGUGUCGGUGAGGAGAGCGAUUCAAACGUUUCGAGUGCUACAAUCUCAGUCAAAAUUGUUGAGACACUUUACUGUCUUCUUACUCUCCCAAUGUCGGUGUACAGGAUUUGGUGAGUUAAGUGCAAUAAACAACUUGGGAGAACGAGGGGACGGGCCAGAAGUGAAAAGAUGUAAAAAAACAGCGUUUGGUGGAAGUGUCCCAAAUAUUUUUGCCUGAGACUGUAGCCCUUUGUCAGGGCGAAUCAACACGGUUGAGAGUUGUGUGUGAUUUAAUUAUACCGUACUGGAGCUAUGGAAGGAACGUGAUAACAUCAAAAACGACGGAAUAGUUUAAUAAAAAGGGUGCGUUGAUUCCGAGAAGAUCAAGGGCGCGUUAAAUUGUGGAUUACGCGUAGCGUAAGGAACAAGUUAACGGAAGGCACAGCGGUAUGCAAAUGUGUCACACACCUUUCGUAAAUCAGUCUGCUCCACACGAGCGCGCCCAAUAUCAAAACCACAACUGUCGUAGAUCGUUCCCGUUCUGCGAUGUGCUGAUUUUGUACAUUUCAAAGGAGUCACAGGACGAUUCAUGUUGACUUUGAAUGUUUAUAAAUAAGCACUAUGGCUAACUUUGAGGCAGAAGUUUAUGAACUUUUGAAGCUUUUUUGACUCGUCCAAGCGAUAAACAUGACGAAACGUUUUCGACUCUCAAGCUGGUCCAAGCUCACGAUUCUGCCGUGAGUCUCAUGAUUUUUUAGCUUUUCUCACGAUAAGACUCCCAAUCUCAUGGUUUUUAGUGAAAAAUAAUUCUGAAAUGAAAUGUUACUUUGUACAAUAAAAAAAGGAAAUGUUUACUGUUGCUCAAUCGUAAUUGAUUCUCCUCAAGUAAACACUGGGAAUCGCAAUCUGCAAGAGACUUUGCGACGGUUUUGCGAGACACUUGUCGGCCAUAUGUACUUCAAAUGCGACGAAAUGAGUUAAGGUACGGUUUUAACUGUCAAAACCAUGCUUGUUUUCCUCGAAUAUAUCUUUCAAUUCUUCAUCAGUAUAGCUCUACCGCCUUCAAACAGCGUCGACUGCCAGAUUUUCAUGAUCAAAAGAGUUAAGGAUGAUUAAUUUAACGGUCGCCUUCACUAUUAAUAGUCGUGGCGCAACGGAUAACGCGUUGACCCUCUACGUCGGACUCUCUUCCUUUUUUUUGGUCCUUUUGUUUUUUUGUUUUUUCGUAAAACAUACUUCCAUUUUUUGACAGACUUAAAAUAUACCGGUAGACUAAUUGCAGGUUCAUUAUCAGCUUUCAUUUCUAAAAUACAGUAAUUAAUAAUCCACAGGUUAGCCUUAGGCACCCUUUGAUUUAUUAUUGCAGUUUUCUGUGUUGCCCCAUGCGGGGGGAACCCCAGAUUGCUAUUUGUUUACUAGAAUAAAAAAAGUCAAGCUAAUGGUUUCGACGGGUUAAAGCCCAUCCUAUGACCAACACAGCAGUCCACCAUUACAAGGUCAACCCAAUCCCAGAGCCACCCAGGUAUUCUUAACACAUAUUUAAUCCCAUUCCCCUCUACUAGCCUGGAAAUACUUAAUGAGGCUGCUCCUUAGACCCAAGGUCCCCAUUCGCCUGAUAUGAACCUGUUUCUUACAUAAAAUUUAAGGGGGGAGAGGCAUGAUGGAACUGUGUGGAAUUUUUUUGAGUUUGGAAACUGAGGGGGCGUUUACAAAAGCGAAAAUCGUCCUUUCGUGAAACACCGGAGCAUCAUUUCCUAGCAAAAACUUCGGUAAAAAUCGUUACCCUGACCAGGCAUUCGACCGUUUCCAGAAAUUUGGAAAAGUUUCAUUUCAUCGACGAAAUUUGAUGGUUGCUAGACGACAGAUCUUUUUAGACCCUUUAAUUUAAAAUGCGUUGUUAAAAUUAAAAUCGUUUGGCUUAUAAUCACUACGUCUUAGCCCCUUUACACCAUCGUAAUUGCUACUCUUACCACUGUUCUGAGAACUGAGCAAAAACCGAUAAAAUCGAAUAAUUUGCAAAUGAUCAUUACUGACACCGAUAUUCUACUGUACUGUGCAUAUAGAUAAACCGUUAGAACCAGUCAACCUCACAGUGCAAGAGAUUCAACGUAAUGAUACGGAGUGCAAGCUGUAUAACAAGAUUACUUGGGAGCCCCCUCAGGAUGAUGGCGGGAUUCCGUUAACAGGAUACUUGUUGGAGUUUAAACAUCCUGUCGUCAACAGCAUUUCACACAGCAGGAUCAACAUUAACACAACAGAGCACAUGGUAUGCAAGCUGCAGAUCAGCGGUCACCCCCGAGAGCUGAAGGUAGACGUGAGAGGAAUCAACAAAGCUGGCCACGGAUUCAGAUCAAACAGCAUUAAAGUUUUUUUCUUCAGU